AUGUAUUUCUCUUCAACAACAACAGUUGAAUGUUUACCGGAUGAAAUAAUCUUAGAAAUCUGCCGGUAUCUUCACUGUAGUCAUGUUCUUUAUUCAUUGUUUGAUUUAAAUUCUCGUAUAAAUCGAUCUAUAACAUCUUAUUGUCAACAUGUAUGGUUCCGUCGAGCAUCAUAUAAACAACUACUUUAUAUAUAUCAAUAUAUUCUACCUCGAAUAGGUUCGUCUGUUCUGUCAUUAACAAUUCAUCCAUUACAUCAAGCAUCCUUUCCAUUGUCAUUUAAACAUCAAAUAUCAAAUAUAUUUACAAAUUUAAAUACUUUAACUUUAACAAGUUGGUCAAGUGAAAAUUUAUUAUCAUUUAUUAUUGAAACAAUACCAGAAAUGAAAUCUUUACAAAAACUUGUUAUUCAAGAAUUAUCAUGUUCAUCACCAAAACAAAAUAUAGAAUUAAUUGAAAAACUUUUUAAUAUAAAAAAUAGUCUGUUAACCAAUAUUAUUUUUGAUUACGAUUGUGAUGCAUUUGAUUUAGUAGAUCAUGGUUUUACUAAUUAUAUUUCAUGUCAUAAUAUACUUAAUUUAACUAUUCAACUUGAUACAUUAAUGGAUUUAUCAUCACUUAUUCAUUUAAUACCAAAUAUACAUCGACUUGAUGUAUCAUUGAAAAAUUCAUCAUUAGGACACGUACCAUUUCGUGUGAAAUUUCCAUUUCUAAAAGAAUUAUCUGUAUGUGCUGUUCAUUGGUAUUCUCAAUUAGAUGAUCUUAAAUCGUUACUUCAGAUUGUACCUUCGAUUGAAAUAUUUUCUUUAACAAUAUCUACUCGUGAUUUUAAUUUAAUUAAUGGUACAAAAAUCCUUUCUAUACUUCCGUCACAACUGAAACAGAUCAACUAUAGUGUUUGCUAUUAUCCAUAUGAAAGUUGGGAGUAUUUUAAUGUUGAUAUUAUUAAAAAAUCAUGGCAAUCUAUUCCUAUGAUAUAUUCAAUUAGUGAAAUUGAUAAACGAAUAUUUCUACAUACACUACCAUAUUCUUCAUCGCGUUUGACAAUAAGAUCUAGUUUAGCUAAAAAUAUGCCUAACAAAGAAAUGUAUCAAAUUUAUUCAAAAAUUGAUCUAAUUCAAGUAUAUUCUAUGAUUAAUGUAGCAGAUACAUUUCCUAUCAUAGGACAAUGUCGUCGUGUACGCGAACUAACUCUUUUUACUGCAAAAGAUUCAACAAUAUCAAAGUCAACAUGUAUAUCUUCAGCUGAUAACAAUAAACAACCGAUAAAACUUCCUUCUCUUGGUCGCCUUGAUAUUCUAACGAUUGAAGGCAUUCCAUGUGGUUUGCAUCAUUUAAAAGACUUACUUGUUGCUGCACCUAAUCUAUGCGUGUUAGUCAUCGACUUAGAUUGUUUGCUUACAUUACUUGACAAUGAAAAUGAACCACUCAUUUUAUAUGUUCUUCUUCAUCGGCACAUACUUGACCUUUGUGUUCGUAUUCCAGAAAAUAAUACCAAUGAUCCAGAAAAUAGUAUUAAUGAUCCAAAAAAUGAAAAUCAACAAAGGAAGAAAUCAAAAUUAACUGUUGAAAAAAUUCAUCUUAUAGCACGAACAUUUAAUCGUGUGAGAAAUCUAACAAUAGAUUAUGAAACAUCAGAUGAAUAUAUUGAAUCAAAUCUAAUAAAAUCAAUCAUACACGAAUUUAAACAACUAGUUAUAUUUCAUAUCUAUGGUAAAAUUCCAGCUGAUAUGAUUGAAUGUGAUAUUCGACAAUGGAUAAUUAAACAAAGUUCUUUUCGUAUAAAAUCUCAAGAUAUAUUUCGAGUUGAGUGUAGUAAUGAAUGGUUUAAGUUGUGGUUAUAA
This is a messenger RNA of Rotaria socialis, 1842 nucleotides long. The record is from the annotation of a GenBank genome assembly. NCBI's taxonomy places the organism in Eukaryota, Metazoa, Rotifera, Eurotatoria, Philodinida, Philodinidae.